This is a messenger RNA of Sinocyclocheilus grahami, 802 nucleotides long. It is a transcript of the gene baxb, whose product is annotated as BCL2 associated X, apoptosis regulator b. The transcript is spliced from 4 exons. Bases 76 to 672 code for a protein of 198 amino acids. NCBI's taxonomy places the organism in Eukaryota, Metazoa, Chordata, Actinopteri, Cypriniformes, Cyprinidae. Gene Ontology annotation, biological process: release of cytochrome c from mitochondria; intrinsic apoptotic signaling pathway in response to DNA damage; extrinsic apoptotic signaling pathway in absence of ligand. Gene Ontology annotation, cellular component: mitochondrial outer membrane. The record is from RefSeq and is a predicted model, not a curated record. Gene Ontology annotation, molecular function: channel activity; BH domain binding.
AUAAGUGUUAAAUUAUGUUUUUCAUGUUUAUUUGAGGUAAUUGUGAUUCUGUGAUGGCAUAAACAUUUGAUUCAUAUGCAGUUAACAAAUAAAAUGUCUUUCAGGGUGGUAAAACAUGAGGUGACGAGCGUAGCAGCCGAAGUGCAUGCAGCCCCACCAGCCCUGCCUGAAGCUCGACCAAUAAGCAACUGCCAGGACCAAAAGCUUGUUGAACAGUUGGCGAAGACCAUCAAAGUGAUCGGUGAUAGGCUCGAUCAGGAUAAGUCAUUCAAUGACAUGAUUGAUGGCUUAGUAAAAGUGGCUGAUAAAAGAAGUUUCUGGGAACUUGUGGAAAAGGUUUUCACAGAUGGCCAGAUCAACUGGGGGAGAAUUAUAGUGCUGUUUUAUUCAGUUGGAAAACUGUCUGCAAAGAUGGUCCUUGCACGCUUACCCACAAUUGUUUCAGAUAUUUUGAUCUUAAGUCUGGAUUACUUCAGGAGGAAUCUGUUGGAAUGGAUUCGCAAAAUGGGAGGAUGGAUGCACAGUAUCCCUGCGCUGGCCUGUUUCUCCUUUGAGCAAUUUUCUGGUUCUUCACUUAGUAAAUAUUCUUCCUAUUUCGGAGCCACAUUGGCCUUCACUGGUGGCCUACUGCUAGGUGGCUUCAUCGUCUUGAAGUUUCCAAGAAAUAGCUAAGAGAAAGAAAAUGAAGAUGCUGCAACAGAAGUGUCCAUAACACUGAACGUGUGAGAAACCAUGUAGCUUAUAUCUGUAUUUUGUAAUUUGCCCAUUUUUUAUUGUAAUAUGCCAUAUAUAUAUAUAUAUA